Bacidia gigantensis is the source of this 1044-nucleotide messenger RNA. RefSeq lists its product as uncharacterized. The transcript is spliced from 6 exons. Gene Ontology annotation, cellular component: mitochondrion. Lineage: Eukaryota; Fungi; Ascomycota; Lecanoromycetes; Lecanorales; Ramalinaceae. The record is from RefSeq and is a predicted model, not a curated record. Gene Ontology annotation, molecular function: GTPase activity; NAD(P)HX epimerase activity; GTP binding. The coding region runs from base 1 to 1044 and encodes 347 amino acids.
AUGCGCGAACUCUAUAUGAAAUCCGGGCAAGGCUUUCUCCUCGUCUUCAGUAUAACUUCGCUCUCCUCCUUGACUGAGCUCCAAGAGCUCCGCGACCAGAUCGUGCGCAUAAAGGACGACCCUCUCAUUCCCCUCGUGAUCGUCGGCAACAAAUGCGACCUCGAAGAAGACCGCGCCGUCAGUCGAGCCCGCGCUUUCUCCGUCUCUUCGAGUUGGAACAAUGCUCCAUACUAUGAGACAAGUGCUAGAGCCCGAAGGAAUGUUGACGAGGCUUUUGUGGAUCUAUGCAGGCAGAUUAUCAGGAAGGACACAAUCAACGCAAAGGAUGCAGCCGCUCUCGACAAAGACCUCAUGAGCGUAGGCGCCUUCUCCAUAGACCAAUUGAUGGAGUUGGCUGGUCUCUCAGUAUCACAAGCUCUCUACAAAGUCCACCCCCUCUCGUCAGGCAAGAAUAUCCUCGUCGCCUGCGGGCCUGGCAAUAACGGGGGCGACGGCCUAGUAGCAGCCCGCCACCUCUUCCACUACGGCUACACACCCACGAUCUUCUACCCCAAGCCGACCAAAAGCGAGAUUUACGAGCGUCUUGCCACGCAACUGAGAAAUCUGGGGGUUCCGUUCACGGAAGAUUUCGAGGGCUCGCUGCAGGAGUCUCAUCAUGUAAUCGACGCUAUCUUCGGCUUCAGCUUCAGCGGCCAAGUCCGCGACCCCUUCCGCAGCGUCAUCUCCGCUCUCGAAAGCACGAAAGUACCGGUCCUAGCUGUCGACGCGCCGAGCUCGUGGAGUAUUGAGGAUGGCCCGCCGAAGGAGGGGCCGGGGGCGAAGUUCAUGCCACAGACGCUGGUCAGUUUGACGGCGCCGAAGCCGCUUGUGAGGAGGUUUGGAGGGAGGCAUUUCAUGGGUGGGAGGUUCUUGCCGCCUUCUGUGGCGGAGAAGUAUGGGCUGGAUUACCCGACGUAUCCGGGCGUGGACCAGAUUGUGGAGGAGGAAAGUGAAAUAGGAGAAAAGAAGGGGCAAAGUGAGAAGCUGGCUGAGAGGCACUUGUAG